AUUUUUGUUUUUUUACCUUAAUUUUAACUUCUAAUUAGUGAAUUGUUUUUUUUUAUUCUUUGUGAUGUUAGUCUUUGUCUUUAAUUGUUUGGGUUACCUUGUUAACGGGCUCGUUAUUGGUGGUUGAAAAGUUUGAGGAAAAAAAAUCGGUGAGAACGGAGGAGAAAUCUGAAUAGAGAAGAAAAAUUCAUUGCAAGAGAAAAGAAAAUGACAAUUAAAAAAAGACGUGAAGGAGGAGCAGAUCCUAAAUAUUUUGAAUCACCAGAGAUAAUUAAUGGUUUUGAUUGUGUUCGCCAAUGGUUGGAUAAAUCAAUCUACUGUCAAUAUCUUCAAGCUGAUCCUACAAGUGCUAAAAAUUUGGUCUCAAUUGUCCUGAGUUUGAUACAAUUUCAAGAAGAUAAUCUUGGUCGGUCUGUUAGUAAACCGCCAAUGACUCGGUUACCCAUGAAAUGUAUUCUAGAUACCAAACCAGGAGGUGGACUUUGCCAUAUAUUGGGUACAAUGUUUAAAUUUAAAUAUGAACAAGGAUGGAGAAAAUUUGACCUACAGGCUACAUCUAUUCCCAAGAUUGAGAAAAAUUUAGAUCUACUGAGAGCAGUUGAAAAAAUUUUAUUCUCGGCGCAAAAAAUAUCAACACCCAUUGUGUAUAUACGUCCUGAUGUUGAUGAUAAACUAUCUGAAACCUUGAAGGAUAUCGUUCGUCGUCAUCAAGGAACAUGUGUUGAAACUUUAUUGGAGGCAACUCAUAUUGUUCAUAAUUUAAUUCUACCUAAUAAACAACCAGAUGAUUAUUGUCGACCUGUUGCCAAGAAUCAAUCGGAGAGAAGCGCUUUAAUCCAUUGGCUUUAUACUCCUGAUAGUUAUGAUUCUUAUCUAAGUAAUGUUGAUCUCACCGUUGAACCAGAUACACCUCGUCUCGGGAUUAAUCAAAGGGAAAUUGAAGCUCGCUGGUUAUUAGAUACCGAUGUUUACAAUGAAUGGAUGAAUGAAGAUGAUUACGAAGUAACCAUCGUUGAUAAUGUUCCCACUCACACCAAGAAACGUUACACUCCAGCUGAAUUAAUCAUUCAAGUUUUACCUGAUGAAACCAAAGAUUCCCGGUCAAAAUUUUCAAAAAGAAAACUUUCCCCGUCACCAUCAUCAGCCGAUAAGAAACGAAGAUCUCGAUUGUCAACAAUAAGAACAAGUUUUUCCGGUGCUGAUUCUUUCAAGAGACGCGCUUAUAAGGGUUUAGACGAAGAUUAUGAAGAUUUAACCAAAGAUUUAGAAGAUCCUUUACCUGAGCCAAAUAUUCACGAAGUUCAUCUGCCAAAAUUGGUUCCAGGAACUAGAACUACAAAGGAUAAUGAAUUAGCACCAAUAAAAGGAGGAUAUAUCACUGAAUUAGAUUCUGUUGACCAUGAGGAUAAAGUGGGAAUGUCAGAUUUUGAUCUAAUGAGAAGUCAACAUUAUGAGGAGGAAACUUUGACCAUAAGAAUUGGUGAUGAUGAUGAAACCGAAAUUGACCAAGCAAAUUAUGUUGUAAUUCCUAGUUACUCUUCUUGGUUUGAUUACAAAUCAAUACAUCCAAUUGAAAAACGAGCUUUAACCGAGUUCUUCAACAAUUCAAACAAAUCUAAAACUCCUGAAGUUUAUUUAGCUUACAGAAACUUUAUGAUUGACUCUUAUCGUAUUAAUCCAACAGAAUAUCUAACAGUAACUGCUUGUCGUCGUAAUCUUGUUGGCGAUGUUUGUGCCAUUCACCGAGUGCAUACCUUUCUAGAAUUGUGGGGAUUAAUCAAUUUCCAUGUAGAUCCAGAUGAUCGGCCAAAUUCAAUGGGACCUCCAACAACCAGUCAUUUUAAUAUAUUUGUUGAUACUCCUGGUGGACUUAUGCCCAUUGCUCAUCCUCGAAGUGUUUCAAGUACCUCAGCUCAAAAGCAAGUUUUAUCUUUAGACAAGGAAGUUAAAAGUGAAUCAGACAAAACGCAAACGAAAACAGUUUUAAAUGAUAACUUUGGACUUCGAAUGGAUCAAUACGAACAAAGAAAUGCCGCUUAUCGACACAAAGGUGCAGCCACAAUAACACGAGAAUGGGAUGAACAAGAGAUUCUACUUCUCCUGGAAGCCAUUGAGAUGUACAAAGAUGAUUGGAAUAAAGUUUGCGAUCAUGUUGGAAGCCGAACCCAAGACGAGUGUAUUUUACAAUUUUUAAGAUUACCCAUUGAAGAUCCUUACCUUGAAGAUACAGGGUCACCCUUACCAGCCAAUUAUCAAUCAAUUCCAUUCUCAAAAUCAGGAAAUCCAAUAAUGUCAACAAUUGCUUUUCUAGCGAGUGUUGUUGAUCCUCGAAUCGCUGCUUCCGCUGCUAAAGCGGCGAUCAAUGAGUUUGCUCGUCUAAAAGAUGACAAUGUUUCACCACAAAAGUUACACGAUUUAACCACCACUUCAACAUCAAUUUCUUCUUCCAGUGAUACCUCAACAAUUAAAGACUCUGAUAUGAAUAUGAACCCUGGCGAUGGAAGUAGAGGUUCCUCUCUGUUUGGAGCAUCUUCAUCUUUAAUUGAUUCUGAAAUGAAAGAACCGCUGAUUACACCUAAAUUAGAAUUUGAUCCCAAUGGAAAAUCUUCAGAAAUUGGUUCAUGUGAUUCGAUUCCGAAAACUACAACAAUUAAAGAGGAAACUCAUUCCAAUGGUGUCCAAAGAUCUGAUUUUAAAGAUGAAUCUUUCAAUGAACGAUCAUCAACCAAGGAUGGUAGUGGUACAUCGGGAACAUCGACCGCCGGUGGAGGAACUGGUGAAAGAGAUAAAAGUUUAAAAGAUUCACAGAUUAACAAUGCAGCGGCAUCGGCAUUGGGAGCUGCCGCUGUUAAAGCGAAACAUUUAGCCGCUGUUGAGGAGCGAAAGAUCAAAGCGUUCGUUGCCAUGUUAGUUGAUACACAAUUGAAGAAAUUACAACUUAAAUUGAAAAAUUUCGAGGAAAUGGAAUCGUUGCUGGACAAAGAGAAAGAAACUUUGGAACAACAGAAACAAGAUUUAAUCCAUGAGAGGCAACAAUUCCACAUGGAACAAUUAAAAGCAGCAGAAUCAAGAGCUCGAUUGAAAGCACAAACUACUCUUCUAGGACCAACUGUAGAUAAUAUUACGUUCCAGCCAAUUACACAUAAAUAAAUCUAUUUCAUCAACAACCAUCGCAUCUACAUUAUCAAGUCAUCAUUCAAAACAAUCAGAAUAUUUAAGGAAAUGAAUUGACAAUUAAAGAAAACAAAAAUCUACGAAAAGGAAACAAAACUAAUCCAUGAAGAUCUUCAUUUUCUCUUCUUUCUUGUAUCUCAAUUUUUUAUAUUAUAUUUUCCAUUUUCCAUUUUCCAUUUUGCUUUUCUUUUUCAUUAUUCUUUCCUUAACUAUGUUUACUUUUACUCUUUUAAUCGACUUAUUUAUUUGACUAUCGACCUGAAAAGAGAAUCACAUAGAUUUUCAAUUGUAUCCUUUGAAUCUUUUACUCUUGUAUCUACGUUCAAAUCGCACGUUAACUUUACUGUGUAAGUGUUUUCUUUUCCAUCUCAAGCUAAAAGGAAGGAAAAGAAAAUCAAUUCCAUCAGAAUCAUGUUUAUGCUAUGAAAAGAAAAACUUUAAAUAAACAAAGUAAUCAAGUGA
Panonychus citri (citrus red mite) is the source of this 3636-nucleotide messenger RNA. Its product is annotated as SWI/SNF complex subunit SMARCC1-like. Gene Ontology annotation, cellular component: SWI/SNF complex. The record is from RefSeq and is a predicted model, not a curated record. Bases 208 to 3150 code for a protein of 980 amino acids. Gene Ontology annotation, biological process: positive regulation of DNA-templated transcription. Lineage: Eukaryota; Metazoa; Arthropoda; Arachnida; Trombidiformes; Tetranychidae. The transcript has 2 exons. Gene Ontology annotation, molecular function: DNA binding; histone binding.